AUGACUUGGCCAGUGAACCCUUGGUGGAAGUAUUUUUCACGAAAAAAUGGUGGAGGAAACAGCGAUGGGAACCUGUUCAAUGCAGUGAAUGGGAUGGGAGGGCAAGAGGGAGAAGGAAGGAAUGAAAAAGAUGCUUGGUUUUGGCAUGACAAAGUGAAGCCAGGCAGGAUUUUGUGGAAUCGACACUUCAACCACCUUGCUACGUGUUUCAAUGGUGUGAAUAACGAAGAGCUAGCCGAAGGAAAUUUGGAGAACUUUUUCGAGAUCUUGCGAGCAGUUGUACUUAAGAAGCUGAACAUAUGGCGAGACGUCAUAGCCUUCUUAGAGUUCGAUUUCAUUCCUGUGUGUUUGUUGAAGAUAUCUAAGGAGAUAUGCACACUACUAGUUGACUUCCUGCUUACUCUUGCCCAUGAUCUGGAGACACUGGACGCUGAAGAUUUCCCGCUGAACGCUCUCCACGCAACAUCAACUUUCGAGCGAUUUUUGUUGAAGCAAGACGAAGAAAUUAUUACCGGUACUCGACAGGCUGAACUGGCUUACAUUGGUUGCCAGCUUGUUCUGAUGCUCGGGAUAACUUUUCUAGAUUAG
This is a messenger RNA of Cylicocyclus nassatus, 588 nucleotides long. Lineage: Eukaryota; Metazoa; Nematoda; Chromadorea; Rhabditida; Strongylidae. The record is from the annotation of a GenBank genome assembly.